This is a messenger RNA of Exaiptasia diaphana, 826 nucleotides long. Its product is annotated as thioredoxin, mitochondrial. Bases 123 to 542 code for a protein of 139 amino acids. The transcript has 4 exons. The record is from RefSeq and is a predicted model, not a curated record. Lineage: Eukaryota; Metazoa; Cnidaria; Anthozoa; Actiniaria; Aiptasiidae. Gene Ontology annotation, molecular function: protein-disulfide reductase activity; oxidoreductase activity, acting on a sulfur group of donors, disulfide as acceptor. Gene Ontology annotation, cellular component: cytoplasm.
AAUGCGAGGGACUGGAACCCUACAGACCUGGAACAGUUUGCAGAACRAGUCCAGCUUUUACUCUAGCUUUUACUAGUAUUUUCUUUCUUUAGAAGUUCUGAAUAUUUCUUAACCGAUUAAGGAUGGCUCACCGACUUGCAUCCCACCAUCGUGCCUUCUUUCAACCUAAGUAUUUUUCUGGAACUUCAGCUCAUAUCACAACAUCAUCUGUGUAUCGUAUGCCUUUUGAUGUUCAAGAUGAAAAUGAUUUCAAAACAAAAGUUCUGGAAUCUAAAACACCAGUCAUUGUAGACUUCCAUGCUGGUUGGUGCAAUCCCUGUAAAGUCCUAGCACCACGAUUAGAAGAAGUUGUUGCCAAGCAGGAAGGCAAAGUUGAACUGGCUAAAGUAGAUGUGGAUACAAAUGGGGAAUUAGCAUUCCAAUAUGGAGUUAAUGCGGUCCCUACAGUUCUAGGAUUCAAGGGUGGCAGGCUUGUGAGUCAAUUUCAAGGAGUCCGUGAAACCUCAGAACUUGUGGAAUUUAUGGAUAAAUUAAUGAAAUAAUGGGAAAGGGAUGCGCGAAAAAUGUGACAUUUUUAAUAUUAAGUCAUAACUAAUGUUUAUAAUGUCAAUAUUCAGUCCAUGAUUGUUUUUAGGGUGUUUAUGAUAAAAGGGAAAUUUUAAUCAAAUUAAUAGACAGUUUAGGCCUGGUUAUCACUAAAAAAUGAUGAUGAUUUCAAAACAAGAGCUCUAAAAUCCAAAGACUUCUGAGCUUUGUGAAAGUUUUGGCAUAAUUACAUUUCUUGUGAUAAAAUAUUGAAUAUAAAUGAUGUAAUUGCAAAAAUGUG